ACUGACCUGAAAGUGCAAAUGUGGCAACUAAUAAAUACCCUACGGUAGCCGCCACAACGUAAAAACUGUCUCAUGAGCGCCGCGUUUUUAUAUGCAUAUACAUAUGUAUAUGUACAUAUGUGUGCGUGUGUGUCUGCUGUGCGUGUGUGAUUGCCCAUCCAUGGAAAUUGUGCAUAAAAGAGCAUACGGUUUACUUUAUAUAAUCCAAAAAGAAAAACUCGAGCUGCCAUCAGCAUUGCUAUUCAUUCAUAAAUUUGAGACAUGCGGUUUUGUCGGUUGUAAAUGCUAGUGUUUCGUGUUUAUUUCGUGCUCACACUACGUAAACUACGCUCUGGUCAAAUGUCCGUCCACCACAAGCUACAAAUGCGGCACCUAAAUACAUGUGUACAUAUGUAUAUAAAUGCAUAUGCAUAAAUAUCUAUUAUCUAUUUGAUUUAGCAACGGCAGCAACAACAAUUUUGUUAUCAACAACAACAUGUAAAUGAAUCAAUUUAACGAACUGUGACAUAUUAUUUAUAAACAGCAAGUGGGAACAACAACCUAUUUUAAGCAAUAUUGUAUGUUAUUACAAUUCUACGUUUUCUUUUUACCGUUCAAUUGCAUUUGUUUGCAUUCGCGCCUUUAACCAAAAAUAAAAGCCUAAUGUGACACAAAUUUUUGUGGCAACAAUAACAAAAUACCAACAACAACAAUACAAGAGAGAAACAAAUAGGAACGACGACCACGACAACGCUAUUUUAAUGCCGUACUAACAACGUAAAAUAAACACAGCAGCAGGAAAAUAAAAAAAAAAUUGAAAAAAAAAUCACUAUAAAAACAAAAAAUACACAACAACAAUAAUAACCUCAUAAAUGUAGCAGCGAAACAGCAACAAUAACAAACGCUCGCUUGUGUGUGUGUUUAUGUGUGUGAAGGAGAGCAGAAGUGAGCGCGGGAGAGCGUGUUGCACACGUUGUUUUGGUUUUUGUGGUCGGCACUGAGAGCGGCCGUGCUCCAGCCGCGAUGGCCUCCUUACAUUCCAGUUGGCGUUUUGGCAAAAGGAGCAAAUUACGCAUUAAAGUUUCCCAAGACCCCGAAGACUAUUAUCGCUUGGAUCCAAAGAAGUUGGCUGCAGAAAAUGCAUACGAUAUAUACAAGAUGCUCUGCUGCCGUGAAACGCGUGACAACAAGCGACUAUUUCUGCUCAAUGAGCUGGCCUCACUAUGUCUGGCUGCGACGACGGGAGCGCCACUCAAUCAGCUGCGGUUCACCACCGAGGAGCUGCUCUACUGCCUGAGCGCCUCGAUGGUUCACACAUUUACGCAGGUUCGGGCGGCAGCAUUGCGUACCAUACGCUACGCGCUGACUACACCCAAGGACAUCAAGGUCUUCAAUUCGUUGCAGCUGCAGCAUCUGCUCUGUCGCUCCAUUGAUCUGAUGCUGAAAAACGAUGAUGAGCGUGUACAGGCGCUGAAGCUGGUGCGGAAGAUGUUGGCCAUCGCUCCGGAGGAUAUUAGUCCGGUGGUGGUUCGCUGUUUGGUCUCGCUGGCGGAUAGUGGAAUUGAGGAGAGUGAUAACUUGUUGCGGGCCUGUCUAGCCACGUUGGCUGAGUUUGCAGUGCUCAAUCCGGCUCUUCUGAUUGUCUGUGGAGGCGUCACAUCGAUCACCCGCAAUGUGCUCGAGUGCCACAAUCCUCGUAUUGCGGAGAGUCUCUGCGGCGUGCUACUCUAUCUGCUGGAAUGGCCGCAUACGCGAAACAUUUGCGGAGUCCGCUUGGACUGCCUGGCGGCGCCGUACUGUGAUUUCACUUAUAGACUGGGCAUCAUGGACAAGAACAAGGAUGCACGCGAAUUGCGUUACACCAGCUGCCGCCUGGCUUUGCUCUCUGUGCUGCGCAGCUGGACAGGCACGCUCGAAUUCUGUGAUCCAAGCAAACCAUCCGGUUUAAAAGCAAUAGUCGAUGCUCUAUAUUUAAACCAAAUCGAAGUCAGAAAAGCAAUAUUGGACUUGCUUUAUCAGUUGCUGUCAUUGCCUCAGCCCGCCUGGACGGAUGACUAUGCUCUGGCACUGCAGGCAGUUGAUCCUUCAGAUUUCCAGGACAGUUGGCUACUAACCAACGGCUUUGUGGCCGCCGAAGGACGCUCCAUACUACCAAGCCUAGCGGCACGUGCGCCCAAUGUUGUGGAGCAGCAUUUGGCGUUGCUGCUUUACUGUUUUUUGGAGACGGGUUUGCUGAAUGCCCUUGUCGAAGUGGCCGUUUCCAGCGAUCAGUUCGUCUCCGUGAGAGCUACCGUCCUCAUUGGCAAAAUAUUACAGCUAAUGCAUACGCAUCUACCGGCGGAUAUAUGCAGCACCAGUCCGGCAUUACCGACGCUCAUCGGACACGCCACGAAGGGCAAUCAGCAGGCCAAUGCGGCGGUGGCUGCUUUGCAGAAUUACCAAAAAAUGCUACGCCAACGACCGGCGUCGUGUAGCAUGUUUUUAGAUAGUAUUAUACAGGGUGGUGCCCUCAUACACACUCGCCUGUUUCGCCGGAAUAUCAAUGCGCAGGAGCAGGGAAAUGCGCUUAGUCUGCAGGAAUUGGCCGCAGCGGCUUCAGCACCCAUGUCUUCGGGCAUGAACGUCACAAUGGAGCGACAACGGCUUGACUCUGUUUCGUCCAAUGAUGAACCAAGUCCACAAACCUCGAAUCCGCUACGCGCUAGCUUUCGUCUGCGGCACAAACUUAUGCCGAAUGUGUUCUUCGACACAUAUCGAUCCUUCAAUCGGCUGCUAACAGAGUCCAAUGUAUUGGUGCAGACCGAUGCAAAUGCCUGGGACUGGGAGGUAGUUAGCACCAUACUAAGAUCGAUUUUAUUGCGAAAAGUGGACUAUACAGUCAGCAAAUUCCUCAAUAAAUUCCUAAAACGACUGGUUGACUACUUUAAGCCGAGCAACAAUCGUUUCUCACAUCAGGACUUAAUGGCAGGACAUACGGUGCCUGCCUAUGUAACCGCUGGUCUGAAUCUUAUCGAUGUGCUGGUCAACAGCAAUGAGUUGGAGUGCAUGCGGUUUAUCACCGACUACUUCUCAGAUAUUGGCCAACAUCUGCAGGCCGUGACUACCUCGAAUCGUGCCCACGAUUGCCUCUUCAGUCCGCAGCAUAUGAACAACACAAUGUGUCAGCAGUAUUUCCUAUUUAUUGGACGCAUGUGCCGCACCCAGAAGGGCAUUAAUAUAUUAGAGAAUACAACUGUAUUUAAAUACCUCAAAACACUUGUGCGCCACACGGAUCAUGUGUGUUACGUGAAGCUCAUCGUGUCUGGCCUUAACUAUAGCUAUGAGAAGGAGCCACGCGAAGUGCUAAAAAUGGCGCUGACCUCGGCAAAGACGCGCAGCGGACGUCUCUAUGCCACACAGUUCCUCAGCGUGCUCCUACGCGCCCGUCUGCCCAACUUCGAGGUCUGGGGCAUUCCGCUUAUCAUUGAACAGGCCCAGGAUGCGGAUCGCAGUGUUGUGCUCGCCGCCAUGGAUGUGCUCGAGGAGGCAUGCCAUGAGAAAUACUAUUUAGAGGAGAUCAUUAGUCUGUGGCCUAAUCUGAAGCAUUUGGGCGACGUUGGCCGUCUGGUAAUGUCCCGCUACUACUCGCUGCCGCGUGGCAUGAACAACAGCAAGGCGCGCGUCAAAGAGGAAAUCGAAUACUGGCGCAAUGGCUAUAACAAACGAUACGUGCUGCUUGUGGAGGCUGACACCCACGCGAGUCUAACGCUGCACGUGCGGAACGAGGAUGGCUACUAUUCUCGACGCAAUUGCAACACACGACCCACGGUGGUGCCACCGAACAUUGCGCCACAUCUGUACGGCCAAAUGGUGCAAACGGCUCAGGGAACGACAGCAUUGCGCAAGCACGGCGAUCUGCCCCAACUGGUGGAGCUUGUCAGUCGUGGCAAAUGCACGGAUGAGGCCGAGUGCCUCGAAUUAAAGGCGGCCAUUUGGGCAGUCUCCCAUGCAUCCACACAUGCCAACGGCAUCGAAUAUUUUGUCGAAAUUGGCGCUCAUCUGUACGAAAAGCUUGUACUGUUGGUGACGAAAUGCGAGGUGUAUUCGGUGCGAGCGACAUGUUUCAGCGCUUUAGGCCUUAUAGCGGGCACACAGUCUGGCGCCAAUAUACUCUUCAAACUAAAUUGGCUGAGCGUGCGUCACGAUCGAAACACUAUGUGGCCGGUGCAUCAACCUGAAGACUGGAUGUCUAGUAAUUAUACGCCUGUGCGCCAUCAUUACGAGGAUAUGCCGCCGUACAACUAUACGGGCAUUGAGGAUCAAAUCGAUGGUUCCUAUUAUACAGGCAGCUAUUGGAAUUUGCACAGUACAGGGCAUGGUAAGGGUGCUGUCGCCUUUGGGCCUGCCACGAGUGCCAGCUCGGAGUUGCAGGAUGCGAACACGACUACGGAGAGUCUGCGUGGCAUAGAUGAGUUGCCCACGUCGAAGACCCUGGCGUGCAGUGCCACGGCGGCGAGAUCGAAAACUCUACCCGAAGGCACUCAUCUGCGUCCUGGAAAGCAUCAGCGUUCGCUUUCCGAGUCAAAGACAACAGAUGUAAUUAGCUUAAUCGGUGGCAAUGUGAACGCCUAUCCAGUAUUUUUCCCCUUUCAACAUCGCAUCCGUGUCAACUCUUGCACCGACUCCAAUACGUCCGGCGUAAGCAGUUGUGAAUCCGUAACGGGUCGCACAGCUGCUGCCAAUAUGGGCGACUUUCCACAAUUCCCCCUAAGUCCCAUACCUAGCAUAUCGAAUCUACUGGUGCUGCCCACUUUGAAGGACAAACUACUGCGUCGCACCUCACUGCUCGGUACUAGCUACCUUCAGCAUGCGCUCAGUCCAUUGGGCAUGAAGGGCUAUGCCCAACUACGUCUUUUGCGAGCUCACAGUCGUCCCGUCUUCAAUGAAUCGGCGGCCAUUCUCUAUGACAUCAUCGACAUCAAAGAUCGCGAGAUGCGUCCCCGCAAAUCCUCGUGGGGCGAGUCGCAGCGACGGACAAAGGUGCGCAGCCUCGACCGUCAGGCGUUCCUCAAUGUGUUCACACUUUCGGAACAGCCUCAAGUGCCGCUACCAACACUGAAUGCCCCAAAGUUCCUCUCACAGAACGACCUGAAAGGUCCCUGCUAUGCGGGCAUUUGUCUGCCGAAGAACGCGCUCGAUUUGUUUCCUACACGCAAUCUGACGCGCACCUAUGUGUCGCGAGACAUACAGGAUCAGGAUCUGGUUGGCAUCAAUCUGUUGACGGCAAAGCAACAGUUUCUCAACGACUCCUUGAACAACGAGGGCGGGGACGAGUCUUCGGUGAUCUCCUCGCUGUCGGACGUGUCUUCGGUGAGUAAGCGUCAGACGAAAUGGCAUCAGAAUGCCAAACACGGACGAAAUCAGUGUCUGCAUUGCACGCGUGCUCGCCGCCAAUUGCGAGUGCAUGCGUUGCGUCAAGAUGGCCAGGAGGGGGGCACCGGCACCAAUGGAGGGGCAGGGACAGGGCUUUGCGAGCUCGCGUCGCUUUUUGCUUCUGGCAUUCGUCGACAGGGCUCUCAGCAGCAGCAGCAUACAACAAACAGCGGUAAACAUCACCAGAUGGGGAAUGCGACAACGGAAAGCAACUCCACCAUACAGCUCUCUGACAUCUCGUUCAACUCACCAGAAAGUAUUCUAAGCGAGGAGAGUCUGCCAGAUCGACUGACCGCCUCUAUACUGUACAAUGUGCAGAGAUUGGCGAAUCCUGUGAGCGCCAAGCAAUCGAAAAUGUCGUUGCUGGAACUGAAACAGAAGCAUCCGAACGCCUUUCAGGACAUCUGCCUGUACUCGGAGUCGUGUAAGGCGCUGGGACGUAGCAGUUAUCGGAUGAGUGCACGCCGUUUCCUGCAGGAGCUCUUUCUCGACCUCAAUUUUGAUGCAUUCUAUACGGAGCCGCAAGAAAUUAUCGCCAAAAAGUCCAAGCAUGGCAGCGAACUCGACACCCAAGACUUGCGCGGAUAUAAUCCGAUGGCCGUACCGCCAGUGGUUGGACCAGGUUCUAGCUAUCCGAUACUGUUACCCUUACCGCCAACCCAACCACUGGGGUUGCCCCACAAGACACAGCUGAAGUCGAAACCACUGGCCAGCGUUUACGAGACCAGCUGGGAAAAUCUGCUAAUGGAACAAUCGCCACGACUGAGCAAAAUGCAGAUCCCUCGCAACUUACAGAAAUAUCUGCAUGCGACGUCGAGUAAAUACAAUACAGCGGAUGAUGAUGAGAGCGAUGCAAACAAUAACGACGAAAGCGAUACGGGUGAGGAUGUGUGCGAUGGCAGCGGCAGCGGUGCCGGCACCCAAACCCCCAACGUAAUCAUCGCCACAGUGGUGCCCGUCACCGAACAAAGUGUCAGCGAUCAGACAACCAACAGCAAUCGCAGCAGCGUCUGCACCAUCAGUCUGCAGCCGAGCGGACACUCUGGCGAAGCCGUCGCAGCCACAGCAACAACGCCCAAGAUAUCGGCCAUGCACAAUGAGAACACACAGUUUGCGCGUGGACGUUUCUAUACGCUCGAGCUGGAUCUGAGCUGCACCAAAAACAAGUUCCCCAUCACCGAUCGCACACGUCGCCUAACAACAGGAGAAGAGCGCGUAAGAGCAGGCCAUGGGAAGGGUCCCUUUCCAGACAUAAUAGAUCUAAUGGAGGAGACCAUAUCAAGGGAUCUCAGCGCACCCACAUCUGCGCAGCUCUGCCACAGCAACGAAUCCUCAUUGCAAUUCUCAAAUGUGACAAAAUCCCUGGCCGCCUCCAUGGCCAAGCCAGUGGGCAGUUUAUAUUGCGAGAAACGUCUCCAGAGCUCUAAGUCUGAGGCAGUCCUGGCCUGUGGCAAUGCACCGCACGUCAAAUGGAAAGCUAACACCACAGCGCCGACGUCAAAGCCAGCGGCCUCGUAGACCAUCAUCCUAGAGCUCCCUAAAGCUGUUUCCAACCAUUUUCAUUGUAUUUUCACAGCCCUUUUAUAUUUUAGUUUCGUUGUUGUUAGUUUAUUUCCAAGCAGCACAGUGAUUGGAUAGAAUAGGUAGGGAUCUUACGAGGGGGAGCAGUACAGAAACAAAACAAAAAAUAAUAAUAAUAAUCUGAAGAGUAUACAAACAAAUGCAACCGCUAAGCAAUUUUAGAAACGUAUGCAAGUGUAUUUAUGUAUGUAUGUAUAUUAUAUAUGUAUGUAUGUACUAUAUAUGUAUGUCUUUUUCGAUUUGUUGUUCUAUUCAAUAUUUUCUUUCCAUUUCAUUUUCUCUUCUGUGUGUGUAAACGAAUUUACUUUCCAACAAUAGUGUUUCCAUUCAAAACGAAAUGCAAAGUUAAAGACAAAAUGUAAAAGUAAACGUUGUAUGUGUGUGUGUAUGUGCGAAACGAACAAUAAAAGCAAAAUAUAAGGCAUAAGGGUUUAAACUUUAAACAAAUGAAUAGAAACAGCCAAACUGCGAUAGUUCCGUAAGUCUAAAGCAAAAAUAAUAAACAUUAACAAUAACAAGAGAAUUGUAAGAAAAAGAAAAAACAAUUAUAAAAGGCAUUGAAAACAACGGUUUUUUUACACAUUAGGGUACCAUAUGGAAUUAAAUAAAAUUAAAAUAUUAUUCAAAGAAAAAAUUAUGGAGAGAAGGAGAACAUGAAGAGAGGGAAGAACCACAACACACAUUUAUAUUAGUGAUAGAAAUAAUAAUAUAAGUUUAUCGCACUACUUUUUAUUAUUACUUUUUACUUAUAUGAAUGUAUCAUAACAUUUUUUUUAUUGCUAUUAACUCUUAAGGUAUACCAAAAUCCAAAAAAUAUUGUUUAAUUUUAUAUGAAUAAAUGCAGGAGAUGCAACAACAACACAAUAUUUAUAUUUACCAACUAUUGGAAAAGAGACGGUAAAAGCGAAAAAUGGAAAUAAGCAUACCCAAAAGCAAAAUCAACAAAAACCACCGCAAUUCAUUUACUCAAUUGUACUUAAAACAAUUAAUAAACAACACUUACCAACUAUUCAAAUAAACAAAGAAUUAGUUAUCAAAUCA
Molecule: messenger RNA, 8013 nt
Organism: Scaptodrosophila lebanonensis
Lineage: Eukaryota; Metazoa; Arthropoda; Insecta; Diptera; Drosophilidae
Gene: rictor
Product: rapamycin-insensitive companion of mTOR
Exons: 15
Coding region: 1003-6909 (1968 amino acids)
Biological process (GO): positive regulation of phosphatidylinositol 3-kinase/protein kinase B signal transduction; TORC2 signaling
Cellular component (GO): TORC2 complex
Molecular function (GO): protein serine/threonine kinase activator activity
Source: RefSeq, a predicted model, not a curated record